AGUCAGCGGGCGGCCGGGAGAAGCAUCCCUGCCCCCGCUCCCGCCGCCCCCCGCCCGCAGGUGCAGGGGGCUGGCACUUGGCGGGGGAACUGGAAAGAGCUGGUUCCAGUUUGCACUUUAGCUCCGGGCGGGGAGGAGGGAGCCGGGGGCCGAUGGCGGGGUGGCUGCGGCCGCUGGCCGGGACCCUGCUCCUGCUCGAGGUAGCGGCUGCCGUCAGCUUCCUGCACCACCGCUACGAGGAGAUGGUGCGGGCUCUAUUUCGCGUGCAGAGCGAGUGUCCGUACGUCACCCGCAUCUACAGCAUCGGACGCAGCGUCGAGGGCCGCCACCUAUACGUGCUGGAGUUCAGCGACUACCCCGGCAUCCACGAACCCCUGGAGCCGGAAUUCAAGUACGUGGGGAACAUGCAUGGGAACGAGGUGCUGGGCCGUGAACUGCUGCUGCAGCUCUCAGAGUUCCUAUGUGAGGAGUACCGGCGGGGCAGUGAGCGGGUCAUCCGACUGCUGCACGACACGCGCAUCCACAUCAUGCCUUCCAUGAACCCCGAUGGGUACGAAGUGGCUGCCAACCAGGGCCCAGAUGGCAUUGGGUACUUGACGGGGAGAAACAAUGCCAAUGGGGUGGACUUGAACCGCAACUUCCCUGACCUCAACACGUUCAUGUACUACAGUGGGGAAAUCAGCGGGCCCAACCAUCACAUCCCACUGCCCGACAACUGGAAGAGCCAGGUGGAGCCUGAGACAUUAGCUGUGAUUCAGUGGAUUGGCAGCUACAACUUUGUGCUAUCGGCCAACCUGCACGGCGGUGCAGUGGUGGCCAAUUAUCCCUAUGAUAAGUCUCAAGACCAGCGGUUCCGGAGCCACCGGCGCACGGCCAACACACCCACCCCUGAUGAUAAGUUGUUCCAGAAGCUAGCCAAGACAUACUCAUAUGCCCAUGGCUGGAUGCACCGCGGCUGGAACUGUGGGGACUACUUUGUUGAUGGCAUCACCAACGGGGCGUCCUGGUACUCGCUCAGCAAAGGCAUGCAAGACUUCAAUUACCUCUACACCAAUUGCUUUGAGAUCACCCUGGAGCUGAGCUGCAAUAAAUUCCCCCCCAAGGAGGACCUGGAGCGGCAGUGGAUGGCCAACCGGGAGGCACUUGUUGCCUUCAUUGAAGAGAUUCACCAGGGCAUCAAAGGGAUGGUUACAGACGAGAACAACAAUGGCAUUGCAGGAGCAGUGAUUUCUGUCCAGGGAAUCAGUCAUGACGUCACCUCUGGAGAGAUGGGGGAUUAUUUCCGGCUGCUGCUGCCUGGCACUUAUACCAUCACAGCCUCAGCAGAGGGCUACCAGCCUCAAACGGUGACAGCUACCGUGGGCCCAGCUGCACCUUCACUGGUGCAUUUCCAGCUCAAACAAGAUGUGGUGAAGAAGGCCCCAGAGCGGAAAGCUUCAGGCACACGCACGAACAACAAAACCCUUCAGAAGAAGGUAGUGCCCAGAGCUGUGCGCCGGGGGACCCAGAGAUGAGGACGACAGAUUUGUCUGAGAGCAGAGGGAGGGAAGCCCUUGUACAGGGCCUGGCUGAAGACUCCAGCCAGUGAACUUUCCAUCAAUCCAUUAAACUAGCCCGAGUUACUAGGUUAUUAAAUAAGGAAAUAUUUAA
Messenger RNA from Centrocercus urophasianus (Greater sage-grouse), 1650 nucleotides. RefSeq names its product carboxypeptidase N subunit 1 (gene CPN1). The coding region runs from base 153 to 1514 and encodes 453 amino acids. The record is from RefSeq and is a predicted model, not a curated record. Lineage: Eukaryota; Metazoa; Chordata; Aves; Galliformes; Phasianidae. Gene Ontology annotation, molecular function: metallocarboxypeptidase activity; zinc ion binding. Gene Ontology annotation, biological process: proteolysis. The transcript has 9 exons.